AAUUACUAUACGAGGGAACAGGGUCUAUUCCAUUCAUUUGUUUGUUAUUUCAAUUGUACGAACUUCCGGAGAAUUCAUUAUAACCUCCCAAAAGCAAUUACAGUAUGUCAGAUAGAAGUAUUUCUCAUGCAAUUUCAGGCGGCCUCUCAGGCUUGGUUUCUAUGGCUGUCACCUAUCCAUUGGUGACACUGAGUACUAAUGCACAAGCUAAGACCAGAAAUCAAGAAGAAGAAACCACAGAGGAGGAAGAGACUGCCAAAAUUGAUACCAACGAUGAUGAGGAUGAUGCAACAUCAACCAAAUCGUCUGUCAGCAAGCUUCCACUUCGCACAGUUCAUUCUGAGAUUCCGAAAGGUACAGAUGAGAUAGCCCAGAGUACAUUGUCAAUUGCCAGGGCAAAAUUGUUACAACUUCUAAGAAAAUUGUUACAUCGGUUGAAGUUUAUGAUUCAAAACUCAAAGAAAUAUUAUUCUGGUUUGGAAUCAGCAUUACUUGGUAUCGUUGCCGUCAAUUUCAUUUACUAUUAUGUCUAUAAUUUGGCUGGAAAUUAUUUCAAGAAACUGAACAAGGCCCCUCAGUCAGCUGGUCUGAACGUGAAGGAGAGUUUGCUCACCGGUUUAGCCGCAGGUAUAGUAUCUAGAGUCCUCACCAAUCCACUUUGGGUUGCUAACACUAGAAUGACUGUGAAACAAAAAAUGGAUGUUCAAGUUGACGGAAACGAAGGAGGAGAAGCCAAGAAGGUUGAUGUUUCACAACAAAACACGUUCAGGGUUAUGUAUGAAAUUUUCGAGAAGGAAGGUUUUAACGGGCUAUUUUCUGGCCUUGGGCCAGCUUUGAUAUUGGUUUCCUCACCAAUGAUUCAAUUUACGGUUUACGAACAGCUGAAGAACUUGUUGACAAAAUUACGCCAAAACGGUCGUGCCGGUUAUACUAAUAUUAGUUCGGUUGAAGCAUUGGUUUUAGGUUCCUUUGGAAAAUUAGUGGCAAUCUUAGCGACAUAUCCAUAUUAUACGAUUCGUUCCAGGAUGCAUUUGAGCACCAGCAAUGAGAACAGUUUUAAGGUAUUGUAUGGAGUGGUUCAAAAUGAGGGUAUUAGUGCGCUGUAUGGAGGUCUCAAUGCAAAGCUUUUGCAAAGUGUAGCCAGUGCCGGCUUGAUCUUUUAUUUCAAGGAAGAAAUGAUGACUUUGGUGGGAAGCGCAAUCCAAAAGCUAAGUGUCUUAUCUAAAGAGUCGAAGGUUUUAAGAAGCUGAUUUGUGUAUUUUUACCUAGAGCAGUUUAAGCAGUAAUAUUAAUUUAGUAAAGCUAUUUAUCGUGACAAUC
Pichia membranifaciens NRRL Y-2026 is the source of this 1320-nucleotide messenger RNA. RefSeq lists its product as hypothetical. Gene Ontology annotation, cellular component: peroxisomal membrane. The transcript has a single exon. Gene Ontology annotation, molecular function: ADP transmembrane transporter activity; FAD transmembrane transporter activity; NAD transmembrane transporter activity. The record is from RefSeq and is a predicted model, not a curated record. The coding region runs from base 105 to 1250 and encodes 381 amino acids. Lineage: Eukaryota; Fungi; Ascomycota; Pichiomycetes; Pichiales; Pichiaceae.